Messenger RNA from Morone saxatilis (striped sea-bass), 4588 nucleotides. It is a transcript of the gene sema4ab, whose product is annotated as sema domain, immunoglobulin domain (Ig), transmembrane domain (TM) and short cytoplasmic domain, (semaphorin) 4Ab. Gene Ontology annotation, biological process: negative regulation of axon extension involved in axon guidance; semaphorin-plexin signaling pathway; positive regulation of cell migration. NCBI's taxonomy places the organism in Eukaryota, Metazoa, Chordata, Actinopteri, Moronidae. The record is from RefSeq and is a predicted model, not a curated record. Gene Ontology annotation, molecular function: chemorepellent activity; semaphorin receptor binding.
AGUGAUGUCGGAGGCCAGCGGACCCUGCAGCGACGCUGGACCACGUUCGCCAAAGCUCAGCUGUUGUGCCAGGCUGACAACGAGCUGCCCUACAAUGUGAUCCAGGACAUAGACACCCUCCCACCAGCAGAGGGAGCUCCUGCAGAUGACACACUCUUUUAUGGCAUCUUCACUUCGCAAUGGUCUGUCAACUCUGGACGGUCAGCAGUGUGUUCAUUCCGCCUGACUGACAUCAAAUCAGUUUUCUCUGGCAAUUACAAAGUCCUGAACCGGGACACAUUACAGUGGAGCACACGGGUUCAAGAGAAAGUCGCAAAUCCAGGAGAGUGCGGCCUGCACAAUGCAUCAGACAACGCCCUGCGCUUUGUCAAAGAAAACUUCCUGGCAGACGACAGUGUGCGACCAGUUGGAAGAAGUCUAACCAUGGUGUCUGCAGAGCACAACUACAGCCAUCUGACUGUGCAGAGAGUCCAGGCUGCCAACAACAGAGACUACACUGUCCUGUUUCUGCUUACAGAGUCUGGCUACAUGCACAAAGCAGUGCUGCUGCAGAGUGGGGCCCACAUCAUAGAGGAGGUCCAGGUUUUUGAGCAGCCUCAGCCUAUCAAGAGCCUGAAGCUCUCCAUACCCAAGGGUAUGCUAUAUGUCGGCACAUCAGAGGGUGUGGUGAGGGUUCCAACAGCCAACUGCUCUUUCUACUGGACCUGUCCUCAGUGUGUUCUGGCCCGAGACCCCUUCUGUGGUUGGGACCCUGCCAGCAGGGCCUGUGUGGCUGCCUCCAACACCCAAACCGGCCUAGGCCAGGACAUAGACAGAGGGAAUGUUGAAGAGGCAUGCAACAGUGUUUCAUUAACACACAGAGCCAGAUUUGGUCCAAACAAACUGCCUGCAGCCUCAUGUCCUGCAGGUGAGCUGGUGUCGGUGUCUCUGAAUGAAGUGGUGCGGCUGCAGUGUCCCGCAGCAUCGCGGCUGUCCCAGCAGCUGUGGGAGCGCCCCAACAGCCGGCUGUCCCCAGAUCUGUACCUGCACCUUGAGGAUGGGAGUCUGAGCUUUGUGGCCACCCCCACCACACUGGGCCACUACCUCUGCCUGUCCACUGAGAACGGUUACCAGCAGACCAUGGCCGUCUAUCAGGUCAAACAGAAGAGCAGCCCAGUGGCUCAAACUCCGAGUUACACGCGGCCUCCGGCACGCCCCAAACCCACCACGCAGGCUGAGGCAAGGCCUGGAUCUGGACUGCAUACCUCUGUGGGACCUAAAAGAACAGAAACAAGACAGGGAAAGACUGAGCCAACACUGUCCAGCAGGGACAGUCAGGUCACCACCAGACAGCUGGGCAGAAACCUGACCCUGUGGACAGAGGAAUCUGGGCAGAAAGAUUCUGGGUUUCGGGACGGGGAGCCCCUGCUGUCGGCCCGAGCCCCCUCCUACCUAAAGGAGCUGGUGGUUGUGUCAGUUCUGCUGGUGCUCUGCCUCAGUCUGAUAAUCACCAUGCUUCUGUACAUCAUUAGACAACGCUGCCGCAGCCGAACGGCCCCGCAGGCAGCAACCCCAACCAGAGACUCUGACAGGAGGACCCCUGUGGAGCAGGAGGCACUCAGGGGAAACCAGUUUCUAAGCAAACGCAAUGGACAAGCCCCCCGCAGUGGACAGGCCAGCGGGUUAGUUUGUAACGGGGCACUCACAGGCUCUAAUGGGCAUUUGCCCAACACCCCCAUCUGACAUCUCCCAGACAUUUUGACAGAUGUUACAGAUGGAACCAGUCCAUGGCAGGCACCAGCCCAGUGGGAGGUUCUUUAUGCACAGCCAAUGACAAGAAACACUGUGGACUCAUUGGUAAGGUUUGGAUCUAAUAUGAUGAAAGGCAAUCUUCCUGUGGUACUUUAAAUGAAGACACUCGACUGUUGAGAUGGUACUUUGUUGUUGCCAGACAAUGAAACACAUUAACUGUGAUUACCUGAAUGUUCUGUGUGUUUUCACUUACUAGACAGUAGGGAUGGUACGAUUAUUCAAUAUUAUCGCGUAUCGCGAUUUAAAAAAAACACAGAUAAGUUUAUUGUGGUGAAUUUCCAUAAUCAGAAUAGUUGUCAGUCCAGACAAACACAAAUAUCCUCACAUGGCUAGACUUAAAAAAUGUAUCUAGCUCGCUGACUUACAGUCUUAUCUUGAUUUCUUGAUUUACUUAGAAUUGCCACAAGGGGGAGCCCAAAUCUUUCCUGUCAUUUCAAAAUCCCAAGAAUCUGUUUGCUCGUUGUAUCCCCACAAAUGGAUUCCAAACUAAAGAACAACAUCCUAUCUGUGAUGCAGAAAAUAUUUGUUUCUUAACUAAAUGUAAGGUAAAGUGAUUCCAGUAUAUUCUAGUGCCAUUUUUAAGAUUUUGAUGGUUAUCCUAAGUAUGUAAUGUAUUGCAUUGGGCAGGAUUAUCAUGACAUGAAACUUUAAUAUCGUCAAUGCCUACUGGACAGUAACAUUUGGGACAGAAAGGUACAGGCAGAUUCAGUACAGCUAGUUUUUUAUAUAUUUGACAGUAUUUGAUGCAAAGCCAGUGACCUCCACAGUUCUGCAUCUAUUCUCUAAGGGAUAAAUACAUUCAGAGAGUUCAUCUAAAAUAGAAAUCAACAGAAAUGUUAGAUUUUAAAACGUCCUCUCUUGUUGGGGAAAGAGGUCGGUUUCAUCAAACUCAGAAUAAUAAAGUCUGCAUAUAGGCAGAUAUCUCAUGUGGCUGUGUGCAGCUUCUAUUAAAUGUGUUUGUAUUCUGUUGUGCCAAACACAUUUUGGAAGAAACAUAAUUAAUGCCCAGAUCAAGUGUGUUGCUCCUCUGACAGAAGUAGGUGGCUGGGGUGGAGGAUGGUUCACCAAUUCAUCUGCAGAAACGGGCCACAGAGGUCAGGCCGGUACGCUUGUUUAUCAUUUGUUUGUGAGAUGUAUUACACACAGGACGUGAGUGUGCCUUGGCUUACAGUUAAGGUGAUGCUUAAGGUGCAGCUGUCUGCAGUGGUGUACUGGCCAUUGGGCCUCCAAGGACAGAUCCCAUUGGGCUGUCAAACAAUCCAUAAUGUUUUUACCAGCUGUCUGGCCCUGUCUGUCUUUUUACCGACCCUCUCUGUGUGCACUGUCGAGCCGUGCUUAUGCCCCCUCCAAAAUGUGUUUCCUCGACUCCUCUCUCCUCACAUCUUUUCCCUGCAGUUAAGAUGCAAGUGAGGGAAACGAGAGCUCUGAGACAAUAAGAAGAACCCAUGGUUUCUGUCACCUGAGUCGGGGAUUACAGAAACCUGGUUUCCCCAGCUAGUUUUCUCCUGGAGAACACCGAUUUGUUGGCGAUGUAUACAUGUCACUGGGUUUCUGAUCUGCUUUUUCACACACUGCAUGUCCCAGUAACCAGCUGACUAUUUGUAAAAUCCAGCCAUAUUUUCUCUAAGUGAGAACUGUGCUCUUACUACAGAGCCCCCCACACAGGCAUUGUAUCACAGCUACAGUUUCCUAAAUAAUGUUGGGGGGUAGGGCUGAAAUCUGAUUACUGACCUGCUGUAUGUGUACAUAGAUAUUACGGUAAUAAUACUGUGUAUUGGCAAGAAUCUGGCGAUUGCAGUACAUAUCACAGUACAGAGGUUAUGAUCGCUGUAGUGGGAUACUGUAAGCAAGGUGAUGUAUUGUGAUUUCACAUCACAGCCCUCAGUUUACAUUUACAGCACUGCUGUCCAACAGUUGGGGGUUUAAACACAGAAAUCACUACGAUGUUUUUAAGGAAUCGAUACAAUAUCACAAUAUCAUAUUUUUCUAUAUUUUCUUCCACCCCUGUAGGUUACAGUGCAACAUGGUGUCUGAUUUCCUGCAUCCUGAUUACUUUGAGUAUGCUGCUUUCUUGUGAGCAUGUAAAUGUUUUGACAGUGUUUGAUUGUGGUCAUAUGGGACACCAAUUUAAGACAAUGUUUUUCUACAAAUCUCUUUUAGUGUAAUAUGUAUGUUACAGGAGCUUUCAGGUGCACUAAGAUCCAUCUAUUCUUGCUCUAUAACAGCGUCUACAGACACUUUGCUGCUGGUUUUGUACUUUAUGUUGCCCAUAUGUGUAGACCUUGCAAGCAAGCAAGCAGUGAAUGAAAUUGGGUUUGUUGUUUUGCAAAAUAAUUUUUGCAUUUCAUCAGAGUGUUGUCAUUCAACACCUGCUGAAAAGUCUGAACAGAUUCGGGAAGGUUAAUAAUUAACUGGAGGAGGUUUAAGAAAGCUCGUCUGUGGAAUCGGGACCAAAUUUACAUCGCUGCUGGAAUGUUUUCAAAUGAGCUUGUCAUGCUGACUCCAAAAAAUGCUUGCCUUUGUAAAAUCUUCAGCACAAUCAUCAGUUUUUUGUAUUGUAUUCGACUUGCUGACAACAUUUUCAAUGUGUUUUGGGUACUGUAUUUAACUACAUCACUAUGCCAUUUGGGGUGGCCAUCCACCCCAAUGAGAAUUCAGAAGACCAGCUCCCUUUUUUUUGGAUGUUUUGAAAAUCUAGAAAGAAUAAAAGUCAUCUGUCAACAGUUGUUUAUGUUUUUGCAUAUUUUGUCCAUUUACUUUUUUUUUGUAUUUUGUAAUACAUUUGUAACGGAUAAAA